Messenger RNA from Rhododendron vialii, 2806 nucleotides. RefSeq names its product U-box domain-containing protein 6-like. Gene Ontology annotation, cellular component: cytoplasm; nucleus. The transcript has 6 exons. Lineage: Eukaryota; Viridiplantae; Streptophyta; Magnoliopsida; Ericales; Ericaceae. The coding region runs from base 272 to 2578 and encodes 768 amino acids. Gene Ontology annotation, biological process: protein ubiquitination. Gene Ontology annotation, molecular function: protein binding; ubiquitin-protein transferase activity. The record is from RefSeq and is a predicted model, not a curated record.
UUCCUCACUAUAUUUUCGCCACUCUCCCUCCCUCCCUCUCUCUCUAUGCAACUUGCGUGAUAUUCGCUGAGCAGCAACAGAACUGCCGAUCCGAACGCAAAACCACGCAGAACCCUAGCCCUGUUCAGAUGGCAAAUUGAACGUCCAAUCCAUACCCUAGCUGUGCUCGAUUAAUCUCUCUAAAUGUCCCUUGAAUGAAGCCUCCUUGGUUGAUUCAGUUUUUUUCUGGGGAUAUAAUGUUAGAUUAGAGUUUUCGCGGUGAACGUGAAUCAUGGAUAUUUCUGAGGUUGAAGAAACUUUGUUUAUGAUUGGGGAUGCAAAGUUACAUGGAGAUAUGUGCAAGACACUGUCUGCAAUUUAUUGCAAAGUGCUAGGAAUUUUCCCUCUUCUGGAAGCCGCACGGCCUAGGAGUACAACAGGUAUUCAGGCGCUAUGUUCUUUGCACAUAGCACUUGAGAAGGCCAAGAAUAUUCUUCAACAUUGCUGCGACUGUAGUAAACUUUACCUGGCUAUUACUGGGGAGUCUGUUGUUCUGAAAUUUGAGAAGGUAAGAUGCGCUCUUGAAGAUAGUCUUAGGAGGGUGAAUGAUAUUGUUCCUCAAGAAAUUGGCUGCCAGAUUUUGGAAAUUUUGGUUGAGCUUGAGCAGAUCAGGUUUUCACUUGAUCCGUUGGAGAAGCAAAUAGGUGAUGAUAUAAUUGUACUGCUUCAGCAAGGGAGGAAAUUCGACAGCAACUGUAAUGACAACAAUGAACUUGAAUCUUUUCACCAGGCUGCGUCUAGACUUGGCAUCACAUCUUCCAGGGCAGCUCUUAGAGAGAGAAGGGCUCUGAAAAAACAAGUAUCAAGAGCACGGAUUGACGAAGACAAGAGAAAGGAAUCAAUUGUGGCUUAUCUUUUACACCUCAUGAGAAAAUACUCCAAGCUAUUUAGAACCGACUUUUCCGAUGAUAACGAUUCGCAGGGUUCAACACCUUGUUCCCCUACUGUUCAGGGCUCUUUCACUGACAGCGGUGUCGAUAGCUAUGCCUUUGAUCGACCAUUGUCGAAGCUCAGUUCCUUCAGUUUCAAGCCAAAUUUGAGGAGAUCAGGGCAAAUGCCCUUCCCUCCAGAAGAGCUGAGGUGUCCAAUAUCUUUGCAGCUCAUGUACGAUCCAGUCAUCAUUGCUUCUGGGCAAACAUAUGAAAGGAUUUGUAUUGAAAAAUGGUUUGGCGACGGGCACAACACGUGCCCAAAGACUCAGCAACAGCUGUCCCAUCUUUCUUUGACUCCUAAUUACUGUGUAAAAGGUCUUGUGGCUACUUGGUGUGAACAGAAUGGAGUUUCUAUCCCUGAUGGCCCCCCGGAGUCUCUUGAUCUCAACUACUGGAGGCUGGUGUUGUCUGAGAGCGAGUCUGCAAAUUCAAAGUCAAUGGACAGUGUAGGCUCCUUCAAUAAGAGGGGUGUAAAGGUGGUUCCUUUGGAGGAUACUUGUGUAAUAGACGAAGCUGAAGGAAAUGAAGUGGACGACGUGUCUGUACAAGAGGAAGAGUUUGAUCAGAAUGUGGUUGAAAGAUAUGAUGAGUUUUUGAUGAUUCUGGAAAGAGAGGAAGAUUUGUUGAAAAAGUGUGAAAUUGUGGAACAGAUACGGCACUUGCUAAAGGACGACGAGGAAGCUAGGACCAAUAUGGGGGCUAAUGGGUUUGUUGAAGCACUGUUGCGGUUUUUGGAGUUGGCUGUGCGGGAAAGGCAUGAAAUGGCUCAGGAAAUCGGAGCAAUGGCUCUCUUCAAUCUUGCUGUUAACAAUAACAGAAACAAGGAAUUGAUGUUGUCAGCAGGAGUACUUCCAUUGUUAGAGGAAAUGGUUGCCGGGUCCAGUUCUCAUGUAUCAGCCACGGCACUUUACCUGAAUCUUUCCUGCUUUAAUCAAGCCAAGCCCAUCAUUGGCUCAAGUACAGCUGUCCCUUUCCUAAUCAACUUCCUUCAAUCUGAAACCGAUCCCCAAUGCAAACUUGAUGCUCUCCACACCCUCUUCAAUCUCUCUACACACCCCUCCAACAUUCUGUACCUUCUCUCAUCAGGAAUCAUCAAUGGACUCCUAUCGCUGGUAACAGACUCGAGUGACCACCAUGCAUGGACAGAAAAAUGCGUAGCGGUGUUUAUAAACUUGGCUUCAUGUAAAUCAGCAAGAGAUGAAAUGGUAUCGUCUGUGAGCCUAAUUAGUGGGCUUGCGACCAUAUUGGACGUGGGUGAGCCUGUUGAGCAGGAGCAAGCUGCAGCUUGUCUUCUGAUUUUGUGCAAUGGGAGUGAGAAAUGCAUCCAAAUGGUUUUGCAAGAAGGGGUAAUUCCGUCGUUGGUGUCGAUAUCAGUGAACGGGACUAUGAGAGCGAAACAGAAAGCUCAGAAGCUUUUGAUGCUGUUUCGAGAGCAACGGCAGCGGGACCCGUCUCCUGUUCGGACGCGUCCGAUGCCACCAGAAGAAAGUGAGGACGCGCCAGAUUUGGAACCGAAACCACUAUCGAAAUCAAUCUCAAGAAGAAAGGUUCCUAAAGCUUGGAGUUUUUGGUGGAAGAACAAGAGCUUUUCUGUAUACCAGUGCUGAAUUCUGUCAUUUAUGGUAAUCUGUAAAUUUUUUAUUGUAUCUCCUUUUCCAUGGGCGGCCGGUUGAUUGCCUUAGGCUUCCGCAGAAGAUGAAAUGUACAGGCCCUUGUAACCAAGGUUAUCCCUUUUUUGCCCUCUUGCUUUCCACUUCUUGGUUGGUAUAUAUGUAUCGGGUACGCUAUAAUUUAAGACUUUGAUCCGCAUCUUGAAGGAAACCCAGUUCAUCUCA